Didymodactylos carnosus is the source of this 855-nucleotide messenger RNA. NCBI's taxonomy places the organism in Eukaryota, Metazoa, Rotifera, Eurotatoria, Philodinida, Philodinidae. The record is from the annotation of a GenBank genome assembly.
AUGUUGAUAAUAUUCAUCGUAUUUAUAUUUUUAUUUCAACAAAUAUUUUGUUUAACAUAUGAAUCUUGUUGUUCAUCUGAUGAUAUUUAUUCAAGAAAUACAACAAUAACUACAACAUUAUCAUGUUUAAAAAAUGAUGUAUUAAAACUACAUUCGGUGAAUCAUUAUUAUGGAAAUGGUUGUUCUCGAAGUAAUUGUAAACGUCGUUCAAUAAAAUAUUAUUUAAUGUGUAAUAAUUUAAAAAUGUGUAAAAUAUCGAUUAAAUGUGUCUAUAUGGAUGAUCAAUUUUGUCCCGGAUUAAAACUAAAACCAAAUACACUUGCCGAACAUAUUAGUAUUGAUUAUGAUUGUAUUUCAACUGAAAUUGAACCGCCAUUAAUUGCUCUCAAUCGUCAUAUGACAGAAAACAGUAUUGCACUAAAUUAUUAUAAACCUGUACGUUCUUCAUCCAUAGACGAAUUAGUGAAUAAUACUACAACAAUUCCUAUAACAACAAUUAACACUGAAGAAUUUAAUCAUUAUAAUGAAAAAGUUUGGAAUGAGUAUAUAAUUAAAAAUUAUUUAACAAAACAGCGUUCAGUGAUGUUAAAUGGUGAACAGCAACAACAACAACAACGAUCUCUCGUAACUGAUGUAUUAUGGAUUGUCAUUAUUCUAAUUAUAUUCGCAUUUGUUCUAAUCAUCUGUAUGCUUAUCGGACUUUUAGUUUAUAAAAGAAUUUUAUUAUUAAAUAACAAAAAGAAAUGUUUAUUACUCAAUCAUCAAUAUCAUUCAUUUUCACCAGGUGACAAUAUGUAUGACAAUUUAAACGGGACAAUGAAAGUGAACGUCAAUGGAACGACGACUGAUGUGUGA